Messenger RNA from Paramecium pentaurelia, 711 nucleotides. The record is from the annotation of a GenBank genome assembly. NCBI's taxonomy places the organism in Eukaryota, Ciliophora, Oligohymenophorea, Peniculida, Parameciidae.
AUGAAUUUGCAUCAAUAAUAAAUGAAUUAAAAACAGCAGAAGAAGUCUUUGUUAUUAGAUAUUAUUGGAAUUUGCCAAUAGAAUAACUAUGGUCCUAUUUUGGAGAAAAAAUUGGACUUUAUUUUGAAUUCUCCUACUAUUUUAUUAAAUUUUAUGCUUAUUUGUUUAUUAUUGAAAUUCUGUGUACAAUAUUAAGAUAUUCAUUAUAAUUUUAUUAAAAAGACAUUUAUAUAGGAAUUAUAUCUACUUUUUUAUUACUAUUAACUAAAUGGAAUUGAUUUGUAAUUGAUUAUUGGAAUCAAAUAAAAUUAACAUUUACUAUCAAAUAUGGAUAAAAUAAAAAUGUAAAAGAAAGUAUAAUUAGAAAGGCUUUCAAAAGUAAGCACAUAAGAUCAAUAAGAAAUCAUUAAUUUAAUUCUUAAGGGGCAAUUCAUUUUUAGAUUAUUCAAAGGAUUGUUAUAUUGUUUGAAUAUUUUUUUAUUAGAUCAGACUUAUGAAUUAUUAUUAGGCUUAAUUUUUUCAUCUUUUUUUUUUAAACUGUAUUAGAUUAAUUUUGCAAUAAAUUUUAAAAGGCUUAAAAUUAUCAUAUCAGGAUCCUUGAAUUCUGGUAAUAAAUAUUAUAUAGAUUCUUAUUACGAAUAAAUAGCUACAAUUCUAGCUAAUUUAAAAAUUUUUAAAUCUCCCAUCAAUAUGAAAAGAGUCUUAUAAUGA